Lipotes vexillifer (Yangtze River dolphin) is the source of this 2754-nucleotide messenger RNA. It is a transcript of the gene GANC, whose product is annotated as glucosidase alpha, neutral C. Gene Ontology annotation, molecular function: carbohydrate binding; alpha-1,4-glucosidase activity. The record is from RefSeq and is a predicted model, not a curated record. The transcript has 24 exons. Gene Ontology annotation, biological process: N-glycan processing; carbohydrate metabolic process. NCBI's taxonomy places the organism in Eukaryota, Metazoa, Chordata, Mammalia, Artiodactyla, Lipotidae. Bases 10 to 2754 code for a protein of 914 amino acids.
UGGGAAGCCAUGGACGCAGCUGAGAAAGAGGAAAUCAGUGUUGAAGAUGAAGCUGUGGAUAAAAACAUUUUCAAAGACUGCAGCAAGAUUGCUUUCUACAGGCGUCAGAAACAGCAGCUCUCCAAGAAGUCUACCUAUCGGGCAUUACUAGACUCAGUCACAGAAGGCAAAGAGAGCACCAGGUUCCAAAUCAUCAACGAAGCAGCUAAGGUUCCUCUCCUGGCUGAAGUUUAUGGUAUAGAGGGAAAUAUUUUCAGGCUUAAAAUCAAUGAAGAAACACCCUUGAAACCCAGAUAUGAAGUUCCUGAUGUCCUCACAAGCAAGCCAGGCACUGUAAGGCUGAUUUCAUGCUCAGGGGAUACAGGCAGUCUCGUAUUGGCAAAUGGAAAAGGAGAUCUGAAGUGUCACAUCACAGCAAACCCAUUCAAGAUAGACUUGGUAUCUGAAGAAGAGGUUGUGAUGAGCAUAAACUCCCUGGGCCAAUUGUACUUUGAGCAGCUGCAGAUUCCUCCCAAGCAAAGAGCUACCAAGGAAAAUGAGGAGGAUACAUCAGAUGACACCACUCAGGAAAAUCAAGAGGAACUGGGCCUGUGGGAGGAGAAAUUCAGAAAUUUUGUGGAUGUCAAAGAUAAUGGUCCUGCCUCCAUUGGUUUGGAUUUCUCCUUGCAUGGGUUUGAGCAUGUCUAUGGGAUCCCGCAACAUGCAGAAUCACACCAACUUAAAAAUACCAGUGAUGGAGAUGCUUACCGUCUUUAUAACCUAGAUGUCUAUGGAUAUAAAAUACAUGACAAAAUGGGCAUUUAUGGUUCAGUGCCUUAUCUCCUGGCCCACAAACUGGGCAGGACUCUAGGCAUUUUUUGGCUAAAUGCCUCAGAAACACUAGUGGAGAUCAAUACAGAACCUGCUGUAAAGUAUGCAUUGACCCAGACGGGCCCAGUUGUUGCUAAACAAAAGGUCAGAUCUCAAACUGAUGUGCACUGGAUGUCAGAGAGUGGAAUCAUUGAUGUUUUUUUGCUGACAGGACCUACACCUUCUGAUGUCUUCAAGCAGUACUCAUACCUUACAGGCACACAAGCCAUGCCCCCUCUCUUCUCCUUGGGGUACCAUCAGUGCCGCUGGAACUACGAAGAUGAGCAUGAUGUAAAGGCAGUGGAUGCAGGAUUUGAUGAACAUGACAUUCCUUACGAUGUCAUGUGGCUGGACAUAGAGCACACUGAAGGCAAGAGGUACUUCACCUGGGACAAGAAGAGGUUCCCAAACCCCAAAAGGAUGCAAGAGCUGCUCAGGAGCAAAAAACGUAAGCUUGUGGUCAUUAGUGACCCCCACAUCAAGAUUGAUCCUGACUAUUUAGUGUAUGCUAAGGCCAAAGAACAGGGCUUCUUUGUGAGGAAUCAUGAAGGGGGAGACUUUGAAGGCGUAUGCUGGCCUGGUCUCUCCUCUUACCUGGAUUUUACCAGUCCCAAAGUCAGAGAGUGGUAUUCCAGUCUUUUUGCUUUCUCUGUUUAUCAGGGAUCUACUGACAUCCUCUACAUAUGGAACGACAUGAAUGAGCCCUCUGUCUUUAGAGGGCCAGAACUAACCAUGCAGAAGAAUGCCAUUCAUCAUGGCAACUGGGAGCACCGAGAACUUCACAACAUCUAUGGCUUUUAUCAGCAAAUGGCCACUGCAGAAGGACUGAUCCAGCGAUCUAAAGGGAAGGAGAGACCCUUUGUUCUUACACGUUCUUUCUUUGCUGGAUCACAAAAAUAUGGUGCUGUGUGGACAGGUGACAACACAGCAGAGUGGAGUUACCUGAAAAUUUCUAUCCCUAUGUUACUCACCCUCAGCGUGACUGGGAUCUCUUUUUGUGGAGCGGAUGUAGGCGGCUUCAUUGGGAAUCCAGAGGCAGAGCUGCUAGUGCGGUGGUACCAGGCCGGAGCCUACCAGCCCUUCUUCCGUGGCCAUGCCACCAAGAACACCAAGCGACGGGAACCCUGGCUCUUUGGGGAGGAGCACACCCGGCUCAUCCAAGAAGCCAUCAGAGAGCGCUACACCCUCCUGCCCUACUGGUAUUCUCUGUUCUACUCUGCACACGUGGCUUCCCAACCCGUCAUGAGGCCUCUGUGGGUAGAGUUCCCUGAUGAAUUAGAGACUUUCGGUGUGGAAGAUGAAUACAUGCUGGGAAGCGCUUUAUUGGUUCACCCAGUCACAGAACCAAAAGCUACUGUGGUUGAUGUGUUUCUGCCAGGAUCAAGUGAGGUCUGGUAUGACUCUAAGACAUUUGCUCAUUGGGAAGGAGCAUGUACUGUAAAGAUCCCAGUAGCCUUGGACACGAUACCAGUGUUUCAACGAGGUGGAAGUGUGGUACCAAUAAAGACAACUAUAGGAAGAUCCACAGGCUGCAUGACUGAUUCCCCAUAUGGACUCUGGGUGGCCCUAAGCACUAAGGGUUCUGCUGUGGGUGAAUUCUAUCUCGAUGAUGGUCAUUCAUUCCAAUACCUCCACCAGAAGCAAUUCUUGCACAGGAAGUUUUCAUUCGCCUCAGGUGUUUUGAUCAACAGUUGUGCUGACAAGAGGGGUCAUUAUCCCAGCAAGUGUGUGGUGGAGCAGAUCUUGGUCCUAGGCCUCAAGAAGCAGCCAUCUUCUGUGACCAGCCACUCACCUGAUGGUAAAGCUCAGCCUGUGGCUUUUACAUAUUGUGCGAAAACAUCCACCCUGACCCUGGAGAAGUUCUCACUGAACAUUGGUGCUGACUGGAAGGUCCAAAUCCAGUGA